Messenger RNA from Striga asiatica, 826 nucleotides. The record is from the annotation of a GenBank genome assembly. Lineage: Eukaryota; Viridiplantae; Streptophyta; Magnoliopsida; Lamiales; Orobanchaceae.
UUUGAAAAGAAAAUUGUUUGGUGCUAAUUAUAUAUAAUUGCUUGUUUCAAUGGAAAAUAGUCCAGCAAAAGCAUCAAGAUUCAAAAGGAUAUGUGUUUUCUGUGGCAGCAGUCCUGGGAAAAACCCAAGUUACCAGCUUGCAGCUAUCCAAUUGGGGAAUCAACUGGUUGAAAGGAACAUAAACUUGGUCUAUGGUGGUGGGAGUAUUGGGCUCAUGGGCCUCGUCUCUCAAGCUGUGUACGAUGGUGGACGUCACGUGUUAGGGGUGAUUCCCAGAACUCUAAUGCCCAUUGAGAUAACUGGGGAGCCAGUCGGGGAGGUGAAGGCAGUGUCUGGAAUGCACCAAAGAAAAGCAGAAAUGGCUAAACAAGCUGACGCCUUCAUAGCCUUGCCUGGUGGUUAUGGUACAUUGGAAGAAUUGCUAGAAGUCAUCACUUGGGCUCAACUUGGAAUCCAUGAUAAACCGGUAGGAUUGCUGAACGUAGAUGGGUACUACGACUCAUUGUUGACUUUUAUAGACAAAGCUGUUGACGAGGGUUUCAUUACUCUCUCUGCCCGUCACAUUAUUGUCUCUGCCCAAACUGCCCAUGAACUCAUGUCUAAGCUUGAGGAUUAUGUUCCAAUACUUGAUGAAGCUGCAUCAAAGUUGAGUUGGGAGUUAGAGCAACAAUUGGGACACACAAGAAUGUAAAAUGUAUAGCAUGUCGAAACAAAUAUAAAUCCUAUACAAAUAUUUCACAAUUAAGACCUUAGGCAAAGUUCAUAAAUGAAUUCUGUCUAAAUUGACCAAGUUAUCAUAACACCAAAACAAGUUAAUUAGAUCUAG